This is a messenger RNA of Chilo suppressalis (striped riceborer), 7163 nucleotides long. The record is from the annotation of a GenBank genome assembly. Lineage: Eukaryota; Metazoa; Arthropoda; Insecta; Lepidoptera; Crambidae.
UACGACUUUAAUUAUGGCAACAUAGUUCAAAGAUUUUUAAAAAGUUAGUCAAAAUGGCGGCCCUGGAUGAAGUUGACGUAUGUGAAAGUUGGGAGGAUAUGGACGAGAUAGGUUUAGAUCAAAAAAUCAAACUAAUGUCCAGUGAAUGCGCGCCUGUCAAAAAUCACAGGGGUUGCAAGGUUACUGUAGAGGAUAGCGCGUGUAUUGGGUCCCAGUGCGUGAUGCCGGAGCCUGCGAUUCGUAUUCUAAAACGGCCGUCGUCCUCUGGAAGCGGUCAGUUGAACGGCGAGAGUAGAGCGCGGCCUGUCAAAACCCUUGAACAAAGGCAAAAAGAAUACCAAGAGGCCCGUCUCCGGAUACUUGGUGAGGCGCGAAGCCCCGAAGAUGUUAUCGACGAUAACCUAAGCCGGUUGCAAGAUAAACUACAAGCAAAUAAUCUCAAUGACAACCAAAAUCACAACACUAGUAAAACGAAAAACAGUAACAUUGAAAAUAACACCAAAGGCAAAGAGCGCAAAGUUCUGUCGCGGUUACCACCCGGUGCAACUGCUGCUGGUGUUUUCCCAUCCCCACCACCAAGAGGUGUACUAGUUAUACGUACCCCUAGGGGUCCCGAUGGCACAAAAGGCUUUGCAAGAAGGUAGCAUUGCCAGUAUGUCAACUCAUGACUCACAUAUUAAAAUAAGCUCCAUCCAAGCAACUUUCACAUUAAAAUUGAAUUGUUGCUGCUUGCGACAUGUAUAUAUUAUUAUGAUACAAGAACUUUACAAUUUGUAAUUUAUUUAGUUCCAUCAUCAAAAUAUAAUAAUUGCAAUAAGUGAUAAUAAUGAUACUACUUACAUAAUUAGUAUAAUUCUAUGAAUUAAAAUCAUAUUUCUCUAUUUCUUCAGAAAAAACUUUGUAAAUUGACAAUAGUUAAUGAAACACUUUAUUAAACAAGAAUGAAAAGUGUCUAAUAGAAUUUAACAUAAUUGAAAUAAGUUAACAAAAAUAUUAACAAUAUCUCAGUCUUGUGACCUCGGAGCAUGAAAAGGAAAUGAAAUAUAUAAUAAGUUCAUAUGUAUGUCAGUUUUUGGCAUUCAGAUGUGAUAUAAAUCUGAAUGCAAAAAUAUAUGUCAUACGUAUAUUAAAAUAUGCAUACAUAAAAGUUAUUUGUUUUCUAUUCAGUUUUUAAUGUGAUUUAUUCACAAAAUAUGAAUUUAUAACAAAAUUAAAGAAACUGUUGAAAAUAUUGAUGUCUUGAAGGAAUAAUAUUAUAAAACAUGGAAUAAAACAUAUUAUAUAGUAAAUUACAAGUUGUAUAAGUGAUUGAAGAGUGCUCAUUUCAGGGAACAACCACACAUAAUGUGAUAAAUUUUUGAAUUGUAAUUUCAGCAUAGAAAAUGUUACAAUGUUAUUUCUUAUGAACUGAACACUCGACACAUUAAUUGUAUGUACACAAAAUGUCUUAUUGCAACUUUGAUAAACAAUUUAUAUAUUAAAACCACCUGAAUUCUACAAUAUUGAAUUUUAGAAAUAAAAUUCUCAAUGAUACAAUACAUAAGGUAAUGUCUCAUCAAUAUUUUUGAUAUUUUGCAACACAAACAAUAUUGUGUGCAUACAAUCAAUUUUAUUCAAAUUUUAAAAUGGAAAGUUUUUAUAUCCAGUUUUUCUACAUUGUAAAGUAUAUUAUUAGGUUAAGGUACUUGCUAAUUGUAUAUUUUUAGUUUUAUUGUUUUAUUAUAAGAUUUUUUCUACUCUUAAUUAUAUUUGUGAUACAAUUGAACUGAUUGUAUUUAUAGUAUGGUUAAUUUAGGAUACAAAUUACUGUUAACACAAAUAUAAUUAAUGAGUUGCAAUGAAGAGUGACUGAUGUGUGGGAGAUUUACGACAAAUUAUUUCGAUGUCAAUGCUUGUCACCGAGUGGCAUUAAUGCCAUGAUACUAGUCGUAGUUUACUUCAUAGUUUUGGCUUGCUGCAGUGAAUUGCUUCAUAUAUUUUUACAGCUGGGCAGAGGAUAAUAGAUUUGAAUAUUGGAGUGUGUUGUAUGGCCUAUCAAUAAGUUACGACACACCAUCACUUAGCACUUAUAAUUUCUCCCAUCGAUUAGCCAUUUUAUCAGCAAAAUAAUAUCAGAAGUUGCCUCCUAAUUACACUUCAGUUUCACAUAAUUUAAUAAUUAACUAUUGCUGUUGUCGAUUAACUUCUCAGAUGAAAUGAAAAUUCAAGUAAUUUACUGUCGCAAUUUUAGGUUUUAGUGUCGAUACCUAUCGCCAGCUAAUGUGAUAAACAUAUCAAUAAUAUAUACUUGCAUUGUGCAUCGAAGUAAAUGUAUGGUUGUGUGAAACCAAUAAAUGUAAGUUAAUGUAACUGCAGUAGAUGACCACGGUCAAGCAGGUUAACAGUUUAAUUGACUGCAUGUAAAUUCACUUUAAGAUGCAUUCCAGUAGGCCUAGUCGCUAACUGCUUUUGGAAGAUGGAAUUGAUAAUCACCAAGCUGUUUAGUGAUCCACAUCUGCUUUAUUAUAACACCACAAAUAUGCUUGUUCUGAAAAGCAUCAAUGAAUAUGCAACUUUCUCUUUAGUACUGUAAAUGUCAAAAAAGUUUGCGAAUAGGCUGGCAGUUAAUAUUUAUGGCAGAGAACGACCGUUUGCAGAUCAAAUUUUGUUUAAACAUGCACAAAACAUACUAAAUUAUAUGAUUUCAUAAUUUUUGUUGUAUACAUUGUAUAUUGUAUAUAUAUAUAUCCCUAAAAAACUAACGAAAUUAGUGGGACGUAUUUUACAUAUGACCCCAAAAGAUAAAAAAUGUAGUGUGCUGUUGCUUCUAAUACCACUAGAUGGCCCUACUCAAAAACUAAUUAUAGAAAGAAGGUGCUUUUACAAGCAAAAUCUAUGUCUAUUUCUUUGGUCACUCUCCCUUAACGUUUCAAAGCUACACAACUUAUUAAUAGCUUUUAAAAAAACUACUGUGACUGCUCAUAAUGCCGAAAUUAGCAUAACCUGCAUUGACUUUACCGUGAACAUCUUCUGCGGUGAGCAAGGAUUGUGAUAUCGAAUAAUCGUCUUAUUGCAAGCCUUACCCCAUCUACGAAAAGUUAUACAGAGUAGGUAGUUAAAAUUGAGAUUGCCUCAAUGACCUGUUACAUGUAGGUAGUGUUUUUACAAUGACAUGUUGUAAUUGCUAGAUUUAAUUUUUAUACACAGUGUGAGAUAGUUCUAAAUAUUUCCACCAACAAUAAAACAAUCCAAAUAAGCUGUCACAUUUUUGUUUGAUGUUAGGUAUGGCUUGUUGAAAGUUUUAGACUGUGAAGGUCAAGAUUUCUUAAUAGUCUGGUCUUAUUGAUUGUAUGGCUCUAUACAGACUUGCUGCCAUGAACUGUACACAGUCGACAUUAAGAUUAAAUGCAGUUUAGAUGCAUGCGAUUCGCUUGCGGCUUGCAGUCGACUGGCAGUUUAUGUCCAGCGCGUCUGUAAUAAGCUACAAAGCACCUCCACUAGAGAUCACUCAAAUUUUGUUUGAGAUCGAAUUCGCCAAAGUUGACAGCGUGCGUGGAGGGUAAGCCGCGUUUUGAUUGGACACGUUAGUAUGAUUUUUGUGAAAAGAUGUAUCGCCAUUGGUCGACGUCUGGGGGCGUGUCACACGCAUAUGUAGUAAUAAAUACAAGGGGGUGCCCAUUUAUGCCGUGUAUCUAUAGUGGGGGUUCUCUGUGAAAAAGCCUAUGAAAGUAAUAGGUAAGCUAAAUGCUUUCUUUUCUAUUAAAUUCUAUCUACGAAUGCUUUUUUACUUAAAGUAAUACAAUGAGGUUUUAUUUUCUUGACAAUAAUGUUUAUUGUACAUUGUUAUUGACAGAGCAACCCUGCGGUUUCAUUGUAUAAUUUAUUAAGUUAAUUUAUUUGGGUCACUAAAAUGGAUUUAUAAAGUGCACAAGACAUAUUGUAAGGACGCUGGCUGAGGUAGUUUGUAAAUAAAUCUGUUCAUUUUUCAUGAAUAAAUUAGUGCCAAUUAACAUAUUUAUUGCUUGUGCUAGUUGUUUUGUUGUGGCCUUAUUAUUUGAAUGAUGCCGUUUUCUGUAUUGUAUCGAUUUGAUGUAGCAAUAUCGUGAAUAUUUUUUCUUAUAUAAAUUUUACUAUUCUUCUUCACUUAAGUAAAAAUAUGGAAGGUUUGAGUAACGAGGUGCCGAUCACUCGAGUUCAAUGUCGAUAAUGGGAGAACAUAAGAUAAGGUAAAUGCCUAAAUUAGUAAUGUUUUUCAAAUUCUUUCGAUAGAUCAAAGCUCUAUGGUAUAUGGUACUAACGCAUCGUCGCAUCGUAGUUUCGUUUAUUCACCCCUAGAAAUGAUAAACUACUUACUAAAGAAGUACCUAAAAAUUAAUGGUCAAUUCAUACUAGCGUAGAGUCGUAACGUCAAUCAGAAAGGUAACAAAGCAAAUUCACCCUUAUCUCUGCAACGUAAAGCAUAUAUUCCUUGAGAUAAAAAGAGGAUUCUCGAAUGCGCGCGUCCGCGCGCUUUGAUUAACAGCUCGGAAGGAAUAUGUGCAUCACGUUGCAGAGAUAAGAGUGAACUUUGGUAUACUCUUCUCAAUGACGUUUCGAUGCGUUCGUAGGAACUGACUAUGAAUUUUUAGGUGCUUCUUUAGUACAGUCAAUCUGUCGAAAAAAAUAUCGUUUCAGUGAAAAAAAGACCUAAAGGGUAAGUCUUGUUUUUUCUGUUGCCAAAUGACGUCAGUAAGCCACCUUGGCGAUGGGCAUGUUCAACUCGUAGGCGUUUUUUGAAAAACUCAAAAAAACCGCCAAAAAUUUUUGAAACGCAUUUUUCUUGUUUUGUAUGCAUUUUAGAAACUUUUUUUUCGACCAUGAUUGUAGAGGGCGUUGAGUGCUACAAUUUAUGUCAUUGUUGCAAUCUCGUACAACAAAAAAUGCGCAUUGUAGGUGGCGCUAAAGUCUCAAAAAAAGUGUUUUUUCACUUUUUCACCCUGAAAAUAUCAUUUUAAUGGAAAACUUUAAAUGGCAAAGUUGUUUCGUACAUACCAACAACUUUUGUAUUAACAAUUUUUUUGUAUUACUUACCGUUUUCAAGUUAUAAAUUGCGCAGAUAUGAAAAAUCCAAUAGAGCGGUUUUGGGCAGUUCAAGUACACAUUUGCAGUGCACAUUUCAAUGUACGAGAUUGCAACAAUGACAUAAAUUGUAGCACUCAACGCCCUCUACAAUUAUGGUCGAAAAAAAAUUUUCUAAAAUGCAUACAAAACAAGAAAAAUGCGUUUCAAAAAAUUUUUGACGGUUUUUUUGAGUUUUUCAAAAAACGCCUACGAGUUGAACAUGCCCAUCGCCAAGGUGGCUUACUGACGUCAUUUGGCAACAGAAAAAACAAGACUUACCCUUUAGGUUUUUUUUUCACCACUCAACCUACAGAUUUACUGUACUACUUUGUGAUAAUAUAAGAAUCAGACAAUAACAAUAAAAACUUAGAGAAGCAUUAAAUUAAUUUGACGUUUCUGAGUACAACUACAAGACAUAAAUAACGUUGAAUGAUAUUAAAUUAAUAAUAAUUAGUCGGUUUUAUCUGUGACAGUUUGUUUAGAUUACAAAAAUGCUCUCAAGUAGGAAAGAGGAAUAUUGACCAUAAGAACCGGUUAUAUAUGAGACUAUGUAGGCGGGAAGCGGUUGAUCGAUUAGAAUGCAUUACGAUCCCAAGGGCCACUUGCAUCAAAGUUCCUAAAUAGUAAAACAAAACAAUAGGGAUGAUGACUAAUACUUUUUUCUUCGUUUAUCAGGUAGAUUAUCAAAAAGUAUUGGACACGUAUUUUUUCUUUUUUCACAUAAUAUAAACAUUGCAUAGAUAUAUUGAUUUGAAAAGUCGCUUGACGUCACGUUUUGGUAAAAUUUUCACUUAAAAGUGACGUCACUAGCCCCUACUCCCAAACUUUGACGCGCUAUAACUUUAGUCAUUUUUUGGUUGAUUGCCCAAAGAAAAAAUACGUGUUCAUUAUUUUUGAUAAUCUAACUGACGGACUAAAUAGAAUUUCGUUUACUGUACCCCGUCAUCACCCCUAUUAUAAAAACCUCAUUCUAUCUCUAUUGACUUAAAAUAGAUAAAUAAGGUGAUGCUUUAAAAGGGAAUAAGAUUUAUUUAACAACAUUGCUCCGAGUGACCCUUUUUCUUCACAAGUUUUUCUUCUUUUUUGAUCUCAAAGGGUUUAGCAAACUCCAUGCUUGAAUAAAAUAAGGUGAUUGCUACCUCUAAACUUGCUGCAAUGUCACUAAUGACACGGGGCGAGUUUACAAGCUACAAGCCAGCGAGUUCGCUAGUAGCUUGAAAGUCGCCCUAUAUCAUCGAGUAGCACAGAUGGUAAAAAAGCCAAUGACAAGGGGCGAGUUACAAGCUGCUAGCAAACUCCCUGGCUUGUUGCUUGUAAACUCGCCCCGUAGCAUCGAGGCUUUAGAGUAAACUAUAUAGUAAGGUUCACUUGCAUUCAUUAAACACAUUAAUUUCAUGACAAGGCAAUGGUAUUGACUUAUUUAAAGUUAUAUUUGUCAUGUAGAAAUGUCAUUUUUAAUUGCAGAGUGCCAAAACUUCGUUAUCUUAUUAAGUGUAAUAAUGACUGAUGAAUUAGUGUCUGUUCACAUAUCCUCGUCACGAUGUCGUCAUCGUGGAACGGUACGUUGAAAUACCGUGCAAAUUUACGACAAUUUUUGCACGAUAAGUUAACGCACCGUGCAACGUUACCGGGCUGGUAUUUUACGUUGACGACGUCUUGACGUGGAGAUGUGGACAGACUCUUACUUUAUUGAACCUAGGUAGUUAUUUGUAUUUAAAUGCGUGGAUUGCUAUUUUGAGUUGAAUCGUGCAAUUUACUUAAAUUAUCAUGUCUUGUAAACUUUUUUGAAUUACUGAAAAUAAUGUAAAGAAAGGUCGGCCAAUACAUGUAAUUUUCGUCUGCGUUAAUUUUUAAGAAAUAGGUAUUUUAGUUUUUAAAUUAAUAUUUUAACCGAAACACUAUUAAAUUGUUAUAAAUAUUAACUUGUCUGAUUUUAUUUAUCAAUUAGAAUUUGUCGUUGGAUUGAAAAAAAAACGUGGUAGGUAAACACCUAAUUCAAAUAUAUUAGGCGUUGCACAUUAAUUAAGACCCAUAUUAUAGAAAGAUUCUCAGUGAUUGAUGUAGUCUUGAGCAUAGUUAGAAAG